Pimephales promelas (fathead minnow) is the source of this 2186-nucleotide messenger RNA. RefSeq names its product solute carrier family 2 member 5 (gene slc2a5). The record is from RefSeq and is a predicted model, not a curated record. Gene Ontology annotation, molecular function: D-glucose transmembrane transporter activity. Gene Ontology annotation, biological process: dehydroascorbic acid transport. Gene Ontology annotation, cellular component: plasma membrane. NCBI's taxonomy places the organism in Eukaryota, Metazoa, Chordata, Actinopteri, Cypriniformes, Leuciscidae.
GGCUCCAAUGUCCAAUGUACAAUAGACAGAAACAGCAGUUCUUUUCACUGGUGUUCUUCCUAAACAUACUGUAGAUUUAAAGCUUGAAGGAAGAGAUGAACAUGGAGAAACAUGAGAGGAAGGGGAGGGUGACGCUGAUCCUGGCAGCAGCUUCUUUGAUUGCUGGGUUUGGUUCGUCUUUUCAGUAUGGAUACAAUGUGGCUGUGAUCAACUCACCUGCCCCGGAGAUGCAGCUUUUCUACAGCCAAAUAUAUGAGAGUCGUUAUGGUCCAAUGUCAGACAGUUUCCUGACCCUUCUGUGGUCCGUUACUGUGUCCAUGUACCCUCUGGGUGGGUUUUUCGGAUCUUUCAUGGUAGGCCCAUUGGUGAACAAAUUCGGAAGAAAAGGCACACUCCUGUUCAACAACAUCUUUUCUAUUGUUCCUGCUAUAAUGAUGGGUGUGAGUGAAGUGGCGGGAUCAUUUGAGAUCAUCAUUGUUGCCCGCUUUUUAGUGGGCAUUUGUGCAGGCCUGUCCUCCAAUGUGGUGCCUAUGUAUUUGGGAGAGAUCGCUCCCAAGAAUUACAGGGGGGCCAUUGGGAUAGUGCCACAGCUUUUCAUCACCAUUGGCAUCCUUGUCGCCCAAGUGUUUGGCAUUCGCAAUAUCCUAGGAAAUAAAGAAGGCUGGCCCAUCAUGUUGGGUCUCACGGGGAUUCCAGCUGCCAUUCAGCUACUGCUUCUGCCUUUCUUUCCUGAGAGCCCACGCUACAUGCUCAUACAGAAGGGGGAUGAAAAAACUGCCAGGAAAGACCUGCAGCGGCUGCGAGGCUGGGAGGAUGUGGAUGAGGAGCUGUGUGAGAUGCAUGUUGAGGAUCAGUCCGAGCGAGCAGAAGGUCGACUCUCUCUGCUCAACCUCUUCACCUUCCGCUCACUGCGCUGGCAGCUGCUGUCUGUAAUCUUCAUGAAUAUGGGUCAACAACUAUCAGGAGUUAAUGCCAUUUAUUACUAUGCUGACAGCAUCUAUAGCUCAGCAGGAGUGAGGGAAGAUCACGUUCAGUAUGUGACAGCCGGAACAGGAGCUGUAAAUGUCUUCAUGACAAUAGCUGCUGUUUUCAUAGUGGAGAAAUCUGGCAGAAGGUUGUUGUUACUGAUCGGCUUUGGCAUCUGCUGUGCAGCCUGUGUUCUCCUGACCAUAGCGCUCUACUUCCAGGAUACUAUGGACUGGAUACCCUAUCUCAGCAUCGUUUGUGUCAUUGUUUACGUCAUCGGACAUGCUAUUGGCCCAAGUCCUAUUCCUAAUGUAAUCACCACUGAGAUGUUCCGGCAGUCUUCCAGACCAUCAGCCUUUAUGGUGGGCGGCUCGGUUCACUGGCUGUCAAAUUUCACUGUCGGCCUGAUCUUCCCUUUUCUAGAGAAAGGCCUGGGUGCAUACAGCUUCAUCAUUUUUGCUUGCGUCUGUCUCGCCACAUUUAUCUACAUCUGGAUUGUCAUUCCAGAGACUAAAAACAAGACCUUUCUGGAGACCAGUCAGCUUUUUGCUAAGAGAAACAAAGUGGGAAUUGUGUUAGAGGGUGAAGACUCUGAGAUCAAAGAGACUGAAGGAGAAAGUAGCGGACACGAAAUGAAAAGCUCAUUUUUCUGAAUGGGUAGGGAGUCAAAGACACCAGCUUGCGUUUGUCAAAGCAAUGCUUUGAAAUUGUUUUGACACACUUUUACUGUUCAGUGUCUCAUGCCAGGAUUUUUUGAAGUGAUUGCAGUACCGGUUUUGGCCACAAUCUUGCAUACGUCUCAUUUAAAAAUCAAAUGCACAAUAAUAAACAAAUGGUUAGGUUAAAAUGCACCAAAUUCUUAGAAAUGUACUCUGUGUAUUCAAAUUGUUUUAAUAUAGAUUUGCAUAUUUUUGUAAAACUUUUAUACAAAAAAAAAAAUCGAAUAAUGUGAUGUAACUAACUAUGAAGUAGACAAAAAGUAAUAUAUAAAGAAAGUUUUUACAUUUAUCAUAAAAAGUCUUGCAUAUUUUACAAUCUGAACUAACCUUGCAUGUUAUAAAGGUCAAAUGAUCUGAUCUUUUACAUAUAAACCUAUAUAAUUAUCAGUUUUAUGUCCCCCCCCCCCCCCCCGUACGUUUCUGCACAAAGCUGCUUUACUGCUUUUUUUUCUCCUUUUCUAAGGAAUAUAAGAAAAAAAAAGUUACGAUUUAUUUUCCAGA